AUGAGUGACAUUCAGUCAUCCCGACUUACCCGAGAGGAUUAUACGGCGCUACGGUUAGGAGCAUAUGAGAAUUCCCUACAUCAGAUUGCGGGCCAUGUCGACAGUGGGCUCGGGAACACACUGGAGAAGAGUCUGGUCUCCAAAUCGAAAAGCACUCAUUCCGAUUCCGGCAAGUGCUUGACCUGUGAGGCCUUCAAAGAGACUGUGAACGAUGUGACUCUCGCCCUCAUCCAGAACAUUCAGACGGCCCUCACGAAGUUCAGCGAGCCCCACACAUCCGACCCGGGAAAGAUGACAUUUCCCACCGCUCAGCCGACGAAGGGUGAAUAUAAGGUCGACGGUGCUGUCACCGCUCUCGUGCGUGUCCGGCGCCUCGCAGCAAUCCUUCUCGACUCCUACCACUCCGGAGACCGCAUUGGUAAAACCGUCGAAUUCGCAAAGACUGCUUGCAAGUGCCGCUACGCAUCCUCUAACUGUGCUCGAGAGGGCUCGGACCCGGACGCUCUUCUCCACGUCUCGGCGCACCUUCUGUCUUCGGUCGACUCGGCGCAUGGGCAUUGCACCGUCGAGGAGAUCACACUCGCUCUCCACCGAUUUGUUCACGAGCUUAAGCAGGAUACGAAGAGUGGUUUCAAGUUCUCUGAACCUCCGAAGAAAGCAGACGCCAGCGCUUGA
Messenger RNA from Dioszegia hungarica, 675 nucleotides. RefSeq lists its product as uncharacterized. The record is from RefSeq and is a predicted model, not a curated record. The transcript is spliced from 2 exons. Lineage: Eukaryota; Fungi; Basidiomycota; Tremellomycetes; Tremellales; Bulleribasidiaceae. The coding region runs from base 1 to 675 and encodes 224 amino acids.